Anisakis simplex (herring worm) is the source of this 876-nucleotide messenger RNA. The record is from the annotation of a GenBank genome assembly. Lineage: Eukaryota; Metazoa; Nematoda; Chromadorea; Rhabditida; Anisakidae.
AUGAACACGUUCCUGAAAGGUGGCUAUUACAAGUAUGUUCUGGGUGAUAAAGUUGUCGUAUUGGCGUUGAAUACCAAUCUUUACUACCGUUUCAAUCGUGCAAUUCCGAACUUCACAAAUCCAGAUGACCCGGCAGAUCAAUUCCAAUUCAUGAUCGAUACAUUGAAGGAUGCUCGCACUAAGCAGCUUUCCGUUCAUGUUAUUGCGCACAUUGCUCCUGGAGAUACGAUCAAGUCGAUGAUUUUCGGACAUCAUCACACAGAUACGUUCCAUAUUGUCAAAGAUCCUAAAUCUGGUCGUGCGGUUCAAGUUUACCUAAUGGCGCCAGCCAUAACGCCGUGGUUCAAUCCGUUUGAGGGUGCUGGCUCUAACAAUCCAGCGUUCAGAAUUUACGAUUACGACGAGGGAAACCAGCGACUGAUAGAUGCAAAAACCUAUUAUGUGAACUUAACCAAACUGAACAGAUCGCCUCAUAAUCAAACGAAAUGGGAGUUGGAAUACUCGAUGGCGAAAACGUAUCAAAUUGAUGGUAUAACCCCAGAGAAUAUGUAUAGUGUCUUGAAGAAGUUGAAGACAGGAGGUGAUGCUUUCAAGAGCUAUAUCGAGUACAAUUCAGUCCGUUGGAACGUUUCGAUUCCUGAAGGAGAAUUCCUGAAGGCUCAGUUGUGUUCCAUCGAAUUUCCAGAUUUUACUGGUUAUGACCAGUGUAUGGGGAGCUCCGGGCCUUCUUCAAAGUCGCCAGGUUCCCUGUCGACUUCAACCAAAUCCGGGCCUUCUUCAAAGUCGCCAGGUUCCGUACCGGCUUCAACCAAAUCUGUUUACCUACUCAUCGCUCUGUGCUCUCUGAUCAAAUUCAGUUUCGAUAAAAAUAUGUGA